AUGGCAGCCGACGAAAGGAAUAUGCCUUUCAUUAAACACCUUGCGUCUAGCGAUCGCAAAAUACGCACUUCCGCCCUCGACACUCUUCGCACGUUCCUGACGGCGCCAACCACCGCGCGGAAGCUGACAGAACUAGACUACCUAAAGCUAUGGAAAGGCCUUUUCUACAGCGUCUGGAUGUGUGACCGCCCCAUACCCCAACAGAACCUAUGCGCCGAGCUCGCCGAUCUCUUGUCCGUACUGCCCGCCCCGAACGAUGACGAAUGCGCCGUCGUUAUCCCUUUCCUCCGCGCUUUCUGGGCCACGCUCUCUCGCGAAUGGACUGCCAUUGAUGUUUUGCGCAUGGAGAAAUAUUUGCUGCUAGUGCGUCGCGUAUUUGGUGCUAGCCUUGCCUGGGUAGGAGACGGAAGGAAGGGCAAGAAAGGCCAGAAGCGGGCUGGCGCACGUGCCGACGGAAUGCUUCGAUUGUUGGAGGAAUGGCCACUCGAGAAAACGGGCGAUCUGGCCAAAGUCCCUGUUGGCUUGCGAUUGCACGUGUUGGAUAUCUGGGUCGACGAGGCAGAGAAGCUGGAACUAUUAAUUACGGAAGAUGAGAGCCUGGCGGAUUCUGGUGAUUUUUUAUCAAGCCUGCGUCGUAUCGUCGAGGUGCAAUCUAAGUCUACUUGCAAACCCGUACGAGUUAGAGCUGAGGAAUCUUUGGCUGACGAGAGGUUACCGUGGAACAAAGUUAGCUCGCCAGACGAAGAAAUGGCCGAAGAUGACGGGAAUGGUAGGGAUGGUUGGGGUGGAUUCGACGAUUGA
Annulohypoxylon truncatum is the source of this 801-nucleotide messenger RNA. RefSeq lists its product as uncharacterized. Gene Ontology annotation, biological process: rRNA processing. Bases 1 to 801 code for a protein of 266 amino acids. Gene Ontology annotation, cellular component: preribosome, large subunit precursor; nucleus; preribosome, small subunit precursor. NCBI's taxonomy places the organism in Eukaryota, Fungi, Ascomycota, Sordariomycetes, Xylariales, Hypoxylaceae. The transcript is spliced from 2 exons. The record is from RefSeq and is a predicted model, not a curated record.